AUGUCCCCAAUUUUGAAUGCACUGAGGCAACAAAGAUACGUGCGGGAAGUCACAAUACAGUACAAUCUAUGCAAUGAGCCUUGGCUCAAAUACAGUAUAAGCGUUGUUGCUGACAGAGGUCUGAAAAAGCCUCUUUACACAUCAGCACGAUUGAAAAAGGGAGAAGUUUUGUAUCUUGAAACUCACUCGUGCAGGUAUGAGCUUUGCUUUAAUGGAGAGAAGAUGGUCAAGGCUACGGCAGCACCUCAGCCAUAUGAACCAGAGACACAGAAAUCUCAAAAUCGCAAUUUGCAUUCUACAGCUGGUGAAAGAAGUGUGACUGAAGGUGACAGCAUUGUGAUGGAUGUAUUCCGAUGGUCUCGUUGUAAGAAGCCCCUUCCUCAAAGACUCAUGCGUUCAAUUGGGAUCCCACUGCCUUUGGAACAUUUGGAAGUAUUGGAGGAGAAUCUUGAUUGGGAGGACAUCAAGUGGUCACAAACUGGUGUUUCGAUAGCUGGAAAAGAAUAUCCUCUUGCUCGGGUGCAUUUUCUUUCCCCGAAUUAG
This is a messenger RNA of Ilex paraguariensis (yerba mate), 543 nucleotides long. Lineage: Eukaryota; Viridiplantae; Streptophyta; Magnoliopsida; Aquifoliales; Aquifoliaceae. The record is from the annotation of a GenBank genome assembly.